Cucurbitaria berberidis CBS 394.84 is the source of this 1541-nucleotide messenger RNA. RefSeq names its product cytoskeletal adaptor protein saga. Bases 54 to 1271 code for a protein of 405 amino acids. Gene Ontology annotation, biological process: endosomal transport; endocytosis; actin filament organization. NCBI's taxonomy places the organism in Eukaryota, Fungi, Ascomycota, Dothideomycetes, Pleosporales, Cucurbitariaceae. The record is from RefSeq and is a predicted model, not a curated record. Gene Ontology annotation, cellular component: plasma membrane; cytoplasm. The transcript is spliced from 2 exons. Gene Ontology annotation, molecular function: protein binding; calcium ion binding.
GCCCACAUCCCCGGAUAUUCCUCUCCUCUCCACCUCCCUCCUCGAAGCUCACCAUGCCGCCGAAUCGCAUCGAACAAGACGAAGUGGAGAAGUACUGGGAGAUCUUCAGCUCGCUCUCCCAGGGCGGGACACAUCUGGACGGCGCUCAGGCAGCCCCCGUGCUCAAGAACUCCCAUCUGCGAGACGAUCAGCUCGAGCGCGUGUGGGACUUGGCGGAUGUGGACAAUGAUGGCAAACUUGACUUUGAGGAGUUUUGUGUGGCUAUGCGAUUGAUUUUCGACUUGAUUAAUGGGAUAUCUGCCGAAGUUCCCCAAACUCUCCCAGACUGGCUCGUCCCAGAGUCAAAAGCCCACCUUGUCCAAGCCAACCGCGCCCUCUCCGGCUCACAACCUGCGUUCGAAUCCGUUGAAGACGACGACGAUACACCCGGCCUGCGCGACGGCUUCGACUGGUAUAUGUCGCCGUCAGACAAGGCCAAAUACGAAGAAAUCUACACUGCGAACCGAGACAGGCACGGCAACCUCGCCUUCGAUUCGCUCGCAGGCCUCUUCGACAGCCUCGACAACGUGCCCGACUCAGACAUACGCUUUGCAUGGAACCUCGUGAACCCCAAGGCGCGCGAAAGCGUCGGCAAAGACGCCUCCCUCGCCUUCCUCCACAUCCUCAACCAGCGCAGCGAAGGCUACCGCGUGCCCCGCAGCGUGCCGCCCAGCCUACGCGCAAGCUUCGAAAAAGCGCACAUAGACUACGACCUCGACUCGUCGGCCAACAACACCAGCAGCAGCCGUUGGGCCGCCACGCGCGACGACACGACGACGACAGGCCGCAAAGCCAAGUUCGGCGACGCAUACCUCACCCGCCUGGGCGUGGGCGACCGCGCAGCAAACUACGGCGCGCGCGCAAAGGGCACGGAUUUCGGCGGCCGCACAACAGAGGACUGGGAGGAAGUCCGGCUCAAGAAACAACUCCGCGAACUCGAGUCGAAAAUCACAGAUGUAGAGAAGGAAGCCGAGAAUAGGCGGCAUGGCCGUAGUAAAGAUAGUAAGCCGGCGCUUGUCAAGCGCGAGUUGGAGAUGUUGCUUGAUUAUAAGCGCGGCGUGUUGCGCGAGCUGGAUAAUGAUGAGGGGGGUGCGGUUAAAGGGUUGGGCGGGAUUAGAGAGGAGAUUGAGACGGUUAGGGAGCAGGUCGAGGGGUUGCAGGCGCAUUUGGAGCGGAGGAAGGAGGUUCUUGCUGAUUUAAGGAGGGGGAUUGAUGAUGAGAAGGUUAGGUGAGGGGACUGAGGUGAGAUAGACAGGAGAAAGGUGUGUGUGUAUAUAGAGGUUCAAUUACUAUGGCAUUUCAGCGGUUCAGUUUCAAGUACUUGCCUUUUGGAGUGACGAGUGAUUCUAAAAUAUGACUCUCUCCCUCUGCUUCGCGAGUAGCGUGCUAUCUCUUCUCUACCCUAUAUUGAGUGUAGAGAAGUUAUUGCGUGCUUCCUUAUUGAUAUUUCUCACAUUCUGUUUUGACAGUUGUAACUUGGACGCUCCAUGACUAUUACCCAG